AUGAGCCCAACAACACGAACGCUAUCCAUCCUCACCGGCCCCCAUCCCCGUGGUCGGCCUCGCUCGCCGCGCCAAGCCGCGGUCCGGUCGUCCGCCCCGCGGCCAAGCCCAAGGGCGGGGAGGGGGCCACCCGCGCUCGCGCAGCGUGGUAGCGGCGGAUGCGUCCUGAUCGACGCGUUUCAAUACGCCAUUACCGGUUGCCGAACCGGUGUCAUCGCCUACAAUUGGGCGAUAUCCCACAAAUCGUGGAACAAGUACAUGCACGCCUUGCAUGGCAACACUGCGCAAGAGCCACCACCGGCGCAAGAGCCACUUCAGGCGCAAGGGCCAUCACAGGCGCAACAACUGCCAACACUGGAUCGGGACCAGCCGCCAACCCAGGAUCGAGACCGAGAGUCACAGCCGCAAGAGGCACCCCAGGCGCAAGAGCCCCCACAGCCGCAAGAGGCACCGCAGGCGCAAGAGCCACCGCAGCCGCAAGGGGCACCACCGACGCAGGCGCCACCGCAGGAUGCAAACCCGGCGCAACUGCCGUCGCAAAUCGACAUUAAUCAGAUCGCUGCAGCCAUCGCAGCCGCCAAUGCGGCGGCUACCCGCAUUGACCGAGAGGCUAGCGCUGCCGCCGCCCGAGCUGAAAGGGAGGCGAUGAUUGCUGCCUUCGCCACCGCCAGUCGCACGGGCCAUGAAGAGGCGAUGACCGAUUUCGCAACGGCCCUGCGCAAUGCCCUCUCUAAUGAGGGUGGAGCCACACGGGGCUCACUCUCAGCCAAGGUCACGCGCACGUACGACGCGGACAUCCCAAAGCUCGAGGGAAAGAACAUCACCCCGCAAAUGAUGGCGGAGUGGCCUCGACAGGCCUCGACAGGCCUCGACACCUCUAUCCCUCGACAGCAGCUCGACACCCUCGACACCGGGCCUCGACACCUCGACACCAGGGCUCAGCAAUCCAUUCUCUCGCCAAAUUCCAACCGCACUCGAUGCUCGGCCCCGCUUCCAUCAGCCGUGCAUCACUUUGCCGUGCUCCACCUCCAGUUACGGCCCACAUGGGCUCCAAUGUAA
Molecule: messenger RNA, 1059 nt
Organism: Emiliania huxleyi CCMP1516
Lineage: Eukaryota; Haptophyta; Isochrysidales; Noelaerhabdaceae
Exons: 4
Coding region: 1-1059 (352 amino acids)
Source: RefSeq, a predicted model, not a curated record